Salvelinus sp. IW2-2015 is the source of this 2146-nucleotide messenger RNA. Its product is annotated as methenyltetrahydrofolate synthase domain-containing protein. Gene Ontology annotation, molecular function: RNA binding. Gene Ontology annotation, cellular component: cytoplasm. NCBI's taxonomy places the organism in Eukaryota, Metazoa, Chordata, Actinopteri, Salmoniformes, Salmonidae. The record is from RefSeq and is a predicted model, not a curated record.
AGCUACCAUACAGAAAAAAAACAACCCUGACAAGCAGCUGUUGCUACAAUGUUAAAGAACUCCCACGUGCGCAAAUCAAUCUGUGGUCCCUUUGUGAUAGUUUGACUAAUCGUCAGUGAAAUUGUGAGAAUUUUCUGCAUCUUCGACUAGAGGACAAUGGAGGCCGUUAUUACGAUUAAUCCCGGGGCCACGAAAUGGGACAUCCGAGAGAAAGUUUGGGAUUACAUUGAAGCUAAGAAUCUUGCAAACUUUCCAAGGCCUGUGCACAACAGAAUCCCCAAUUUCAAGGGUGCGGUCCCGGCCUGUGACCGUCUCUCAGCCCUGCAGGAGUUCAAGUCCAGCCAGACGGUCAAAGUGAACCCGGACCGACCCCAGCAGCAGGCCCGCUACAUCACCCUGGAUGCGAGGAAAACCCUGCUGGUGCCGACCCCUCGCCUUCGUACAGGACUCUUCAAUAAGAUUGUCCCGCCUGAGGGAGCAAGCAAAGAAGAACUGAGAGUGUGUUCCACCUCGCAGGGAGUGAAGGAGUUCAGUGUCCCUGUGGGUCUGGAUUCCAAGGUUCAGGUGGAUCUUCUGGUGGUUGGCUCUGUGGCCGUUUCUGAGAAAGGUUACCGGAUAGGUAAAGGAGAGGGCUUUGCUGACAUGGAGUAUGCCAUGAUGCUCUGCAUGGGGGCUGUGACGGAAUCCACUGUGGUGGUUACRAUCGUCCAUGACUGCCAGGUUGUUGACAUCCCAGAGGAUCUGAUUGAGAGCCAUGACAUCACUGUGGACUACAUCCUCACCCCGACCAGAGUCAUCAAGACAGACUGCCAACGCCCCAAGCCCCAGGGCGUCAUCUGGACUAAGCUGAACGCUGAGAUGCUGGAGAAGAUCCCUGUGCUGAAGAAGCUCCGGGCCUUGGAGGAGGAGCAAGGGAAGGACGUGACCCUGGGGACCCACCCUCCCCAGCAGCCCAGGGAAAGGGCCAGGAGGGAGCCCCGGAGGGACAGAGAGCCCAGGUCAGAGGGUGAUAGACCCCGGCGUGAGCCCAGGCGCAGGCCUAGACGGAACACCCAAGAGGACUCUGAGAGGGACCCCAACGGGGAGUCCAGGGAGGAGACUGAGCAGAAACCCAGACGACGCCCACCAAGAGUGAGGAGGGAGGGGGACAGAGAGGGGGMUAGGGAUGGUGACGGGGAGGGAGGCCAGGAGGGAGGCAGAGAGGGGGGUAGGAGGGUCAGGGGAUUCCGCAAUGGGGGCUUCCGUGAGGGGGGCAGAGAUGGAAGCAGGGGGAGAGGCAGAGGAGGCCGUGAGGGGGCCAGGGGGAGGGGAAGAGAGGUGGACAGGGAUGGGGUCAGGCAAGAGGGCAGGGAGGAAGGUGGUGAGCCCCGUGAGCGCAGGCCCCCCCUGACCGUGACCACAGUGUACCUGGGGGGCAUCCCUGCCGGGCUGCGUGUCAGCGAGCUGAAGACUGCUCUCCGGGAGAGGGAGGCAGCCCCCAUCCGUCUCACAUGGCAGGGUGCUCAGCACCGGGCCUUCCUGGACUACUUAGACCCCCAGGCUGCAGACCAGGCCCUGGCCGCCCUGGAGGGGCUCUCCCUGAACGGCCACGACCUGCAGGCUGAGCUGGCCAAGAGCCAGAGGGGAGGCAGGAGGCCAGGUCCAAGCAACCGGAGGCCCAGACCAAAUACAGGUCCCAAAAAUACAGCUAGAGAAAGUAGAGAGAGUACGAGUGAASCAGAGGCAGAUUCCCCCAAGCAGGAGCUCAACCAUAYCGAGUAACUGCCUGCUUCUCUGUCCAUCUCRGUAACAGAAGCCAAGCCAGCAGAAAGAAAAGGCUGUGUUUCAUGAAAGGGAAGGAUGCUACRUUCACUGUACCAAUGUGAAGUGUGAAAAUAUGUUUAAUGCCUUAAGCAGAGUUUGGUUUGUCGUUCUGGUUUUUAGUGUUGGUAUUGAUAACACGUAACCCCAUUUACUUUUGAAAUGUUCUUAUACAGAAGUUUCAUCCACACUGGCAGGCCUGUCUGUCAGUCACAAAGGAAGGAGAGGUUUUCCCUGUUAGUCUCUUUGUGCAGGGGCAAUGUUUAAUGUCCUACAUGUAAUGCCAUUGGAAUUCACAGGAUAUUUUCUGUACUAAAUAAACCAUACUUUGAGUUCAUAGUUUUAA